Emys orbicularis (European pond turtle) is the source of this 1209-nucleotide messenger RNA. RefSeq names its product CLN5 intracellular trafficking protein (gene CLN5). The transcript is spliced from 4 exons. Gene Ontology annotation, cellular component: lysosomal membrane; lysosome. Gene Ontology annotation, molecular function: hydrolase activity, acting on glycosyl bonds. NCBI's taxonomy places the organism in Eukaryota, Metazoa, Chordata, Testudines, Emydidae. Gene Ontology annotation, biological process: lysosome organization. Bases 1 to 1017 code for a protein of 338 amino acids. The record is from RefSeq and is a predicted model, not a curated record.
AUGAGGGUCGGUUGCCACCGGGAGCUGCUGUUGCUGCUGCUAGUGGUUGGGAUGCCUGCCUCCCUUGCAGGAUCCCAGCCCCAGCAACAACACAAGUGGCCUGUGCCUUACAGGCGUUUUGAUUACCGUCCGAAAACAGAUCCCUAUUGUCAAGCUCGUUACACUUUCUGUCCUACUGGCUGUCCCAUUCCAGCAAUGAAGGAUGAGGAUGUCAUUGAAGUCUAUCGAUUACAAGCUCCAGUGUGGGAAUUCAAAUAUGGGGAUCUGCUUGGACAUUUGAAUAUUAUGCAUGAUGCUGUUGGCUUCAAGAGCUCUCUAACUGGCAAAAACUACACAAUGGAAUGGUAUGAACUCUUCCAGCUUGGGAACUGCACAUUUCCACAUCUCCGGCCUGACAUGGAUGCACCAUUCUGGUGUAAUCAGGGAGCUGCAUGCUUUUAUGAAGGAAUAGAUGAUGUACACUGGAAGGAAAAUGGGACCUUGGUUCUGGUGACCACUAUAUCAGGAACAAUGUUUAACCAAAUGGCAAAAUGGGUACAAUAUGACAACGAAACUGGGAUAUACUAUGAAACCUGGACAGUUCGAGCAAGUCCUGACAAGCAUGCGGUAGUGUGGUUUGAAUCUUAUGAAUGCUCGAAAUUUAUAUUAAGAACAUACCAGAAGUUGGCCGAUUUAGGGGCUGUAUUUAAUAAGAUACAAACAAAUUAUACCAGCAUUACUUUGUUUACUGGAGAACCCAUUUAUUUGGGGAAUGAAACAUCUAUUUUUGGACCUUUAGGAAACAAGACAGUGGCUGCAGCCAUAAGAGAUUUCUACUAUCCAUUCAAAUCUCAUCAGUCUAUUGAAGAGUUCUUCUUGAAUGUCUUAAAAAUAGUAGAUCAGGUUGUCUUAAACCACCAGUUUUACCUCUUUUACAACUUAGACUACUGGCUUUUACCUAUAAAGUCCCCUUACAUCAAAAUAACUUAUGAAGAGAUCCCUUUACCUAAUGAAGACAAUACACGGGUUGGUUUGUAAUUAUUUCAUUAGGUGUAGGUUCUAUGGAUAUGCCUUGGGUGAAGAAAGAGUCCCCUUUCUUGCUAGCUGCAUUACAGCCCCAGAAUGCUAAAGGGGUUUGGACCUGUCAUUGGCCACAUGGUUGCAAGUCAUCUGCUUCUUCUUAAAGAGGGGAGUCUACAGGAGCUGGUUACCAGCAGACACAGUGGCUUG